AUGCCACUUUUCUUAAGAAUCCUCUUGAGUAUCUUUUUUUUUGGCAGCGCGAUCCGUGCCGACGGGACUGGUGGUAGCGCUGCCGGCGCGAACCUUGGGCCCUGCACACUGGGCGCCGCUGACAACGGAACGUGGCGCCUGCAGCAGCGCGCCUGCAGCCUGACCGGUGCACCGUUGCAACCUGCGGCGCACAAACAAAUAGAUUUGGCCCGCCUUGCGGUCGUCGGCGCCACGCCGGCGGCGGCUGACGCGUCAGCGGCGGGAACCACCGUCUGGAGUGUGGACGCCUCCGGCGGCAGCCCGCGCAGCUUGGUGCUUUUCUCGGACACAG
This is a messenger RNA of Monoraphidium neglectum, 331 nucleotides long. RefSeq lists its product as hypothetical. NCBI's taxonomy places the organism in Eukaryota, Viridiplantae, Chlorophyta, Chlorophyceae, Sphaeropleales, Selenastraceae. The annotation marks the transcript as partial. The record is from RefSeq and is a predicted model, not a curated record. The transcript has a single exon.